This is a messenger RNA of Aethalodelphis obliquidens (Pacific white-sided dolphin), 4111 nucleotides long. RefSeq names its product coronin 1C (gene CORO1C). Lineage: Eukaryota; Metazoa; Chordata; Mammalia; Artiodactyla; Delphinidae. Gene Ontology annotation, biological process: actin filament organization; neural crest cell migration. The transcript is spliced from 11 exons. Gene Ontology annotation, molecular function: actin filament binding. The coding region runs from base 379 to 1803 and encodes 474 amino acids. The record is from RefSeq and is a predicted model, not a curated record.
CCUUCCUGUGUUUUCAUCUCCAUUGCCACUCCCUGAACUGUCCAGCCUUAAGAUCUUGUGAUGCGCUUACUACUCGGCUCCCCUUACACCUGGUGAAUCCCUCUUGUCCUUUGGGAUUCUCCAUGAAACCUUCCUUAGUCCUCACAGGCAGACAUUGUCCCUGCUCUCAUGCAUCAGACAUUAAUCACUCCUGUCUGCUACGAGGAACUGGAUUUGAACUUGAACCUACCGUCUGAAAGGCGCCUUCCCAUAGAAGGCAGAAUGUGGGAGAGAAAUUCACAUGGAAAGCAGACUGAGAGUGGUCUCUAGUGCCUACUGGAUAUUUGCUGAAUGAAAGAUUAUUUUUAUUGACGUUAACUGGAAAGAUCCUGAGACACGAUGAGGCGAGUGGUACGACAGAGCAAGUUUCGCCAUGUAUUUGGACAGGCGGUGAAAAAUGACCAGUGUUACGAUGAUAUCCGGGUUUCUCGAGUGACCUGGGAUAGUUCCUUUUGUGCUGUCAAUCCCAGAUUCGUUGCCAUAAUCAUAGAAGCGAGUGGGGGAGGAGCGUUCCUUGUACUCCCUUUGCACAAGACUGGUCGAAUUGACAAAUCCUACCCCACAGUGUGUGGUCACACAGGACCAGUGCUGGACAUAGACUGGUGCCCACAUAACGAUCAGGUCAUUGCCAGCGGCUCAGAGGACUGCACGGUUAUGGUAUGGCAGAUCCCAGAAAACGGACUCACCCUUUCCCUGACUGAGCCCGUGGUCAUUUUAGAAGGCCACUCAAAGAGAGUCGGCAUCGUGGCCUGGCACCCGACGGCCCGCAACGUGCUUCUCAGUGCAGGCUGUGAUAACACCAUCAUCAUCUGGAACGUGGGGACGGGGGAAGCCCUUUUAAACCUGGACGAUAUACAUUCGGACAUGAUUUACAAUGUGAGCUGGAACCGGAACGGCAGUCUGAUCUGCACAGCCUCCAAAGACAAGAAAGUGAGAGUAAUCGAUCCUAGGAAACAGGAGAUUGUUGCUGAGAAGGAGAAAGCACAUGAAGGAGCCCGACCCAUGAGGGCCAUCUUUCUGGCUGACGGCAACGUCUUUACCACUGGUUUCAGCCGCAUGAGCGAGCGGCAGCUGGCCCUCUGGAACCCGAAAAAUAUGGAGGAACCAAUUGCUCUUCAUGAAAUGGACACUAGCAAUGGGGUGUUGCUACCUUUCUAUGACCCUGACACCAGUAUCAUUUACUUAUGUGGAAAGGGUGACAGCAGUAUCCGCUAUUUUGAGAUCACGAACGAAUCCCCGUAUGUCCACUACCUCAACACAUUCAGCAGCAAGGAACCUCAGAGGGGGAUGGGUUACAUGCCCAAGAGGGGACUCGAUGUCAACAAAUGUGAGAUUGCCAGAUUCUUCAAACUUCACGAGAGAAAGUGUGAGCCUAUUAUCAUGACUGUCCCCAGGAAGUCUGACCUUUUCCAGGAUGACCUGUACCCUGACACGGCGGGGCCCGAAGCGGCGCUGGAGGCGGAAGAGUGGUUCGAGGGGAGGAAUGCAGAUCCACUCCUCAUCUCCCUGAAGCACGGAUACAUUCCCGGCAAAAACAGGGACCUCAAGGUGGUCAAGAAGAACAUUCUGGACAGCAAGCCCACGGCAAACAAGAAGUGCGACCUGAUCAGCGUCCCCAAGAAGACCGCAGACACGGCCAGCGUGCAAAAUGAAGCCAAAUUGGAUGAGAUUUUGAAAGAGAUCAAAUCUAUAAAAGACACAAUCUGCAAUCAAGAUGAGCGUAUUUCCAAGUUAGAACAGCAGAUGGCAAAGAUAGCAGCCUGAAGGCCCACCCCCACCCCGCAGACGGAGCAGGAACGCGCUCGUGGCUGGUAGUUGGUGUGGUCCCAGGGAGGGCGAGAGGGAGGCACUGCCCCUUGGAGACAUUUCAGAUCUGUCGACCAGCGAUAGGCCACAUUCCAGUAAGGACUCAACUCGUCUCCCAAAUUUGCAGAAACAAAAUGUGGUUUAAAAGCUGAGCUUUUUACCAGAAAGCUUUUUUUGAUGUUUUAAGUGUUAUGUGACUUGUGAACUUCUAAAAGACAAAAGUGCUACUUUGAUAAUCCCAGAUAUUCUGAAUUUUAGAAAACCAACCAAUUCUGAUUCAGUGUCCUGCCCAAGUACCUUUGUUUUUUUUUGUUUUUGGUUUUUUUUUACAAACAGGGACCAAUGCCACAUUGCUUUUUAUAUUUCUUUUUUUUUUUUAAUGUUGCCAAAACCAAAAGUAGCUUUUUUUCUUUGUAUUUUGCUACUUUGCAGUAUUUGUGUGUGGGGUUUUUUUUUCUCCUUAAUUUGAAAGGGACAGCACUGUGUAUGUUUAUAAACUAAAUGAAGAUAUUAUUUUGUAUAAACAUUCAUCUGAGAACAAUCAGAGCAGUAGCCACUCUGUGCUGGCUUCUUUGCAGCACAAACCUGGUCAUCUUAAUGACUGUACAAAAGGAAGACUUGAAAAAUCACGUGGAUUCAUAUUCCCACCCCUCCCUUUCCAUCGAGUCUUCUGAUCAAAAAAAGCUCAUAUCGAAUCGUUUCCUUUCUCUUUUCUAGAAAUUGGGUGGUUGUACCAGAAUGGAACUUUGCUUCUUGGUUAUCCUGUGCUUCAGAUGAUUAUAAUCGAACCUAAACUAGCAUGUGUUUCUGCGGUUUUGUUACACACAUAGAAUCUAUUACCUUCAUCACUUUAACGUCAUGUUCCAGAUUUUGGUCAGUACUUGACAAGGGUGUCCAGGACGAGGAGCCACACGUGCUGUGAGGUGUUCCUUCUUGUCCCUUUCAGCAGCUGGCCUGGCUCCCGAGUACCCUGGGAUGGGGUGAGACAGACUAGGGAACCUGGAGGGAAGCGUUCACCCCACGUGAUCCUCUGCUUUCCCGCGUGUCCCGUGCUGCCCCCUCGCUGUGCUAGACAGGUCCCCCACACCCCUGGAGCUCCUGCCCUUUCUUCUCCCUCCUGUAUGCAGCCCCCUCUCUCAGGGCUCCCUCGGCCAUCCUCCCUUCUCCUGCCUUUCGGUGCUAACUGCAUUCUGCUAAGCUGAGGCCAGAGGGUGCUGUUGACUAUUGAUAUUGAGACUGGGGAGGAGGGUCGAGAAGGAAGCAGACGUCUGCCGUAGCUUUGAUGGUGCAACUGGUCCCUGCGCACCCUCUUCACGAACUCCCCCGCACCCCCCUGCAGCUGCACUGUGGCUGGAUCUGAGCACAGAGACUACCCAGCCCCCGGCCAGACACUGAUCUCCCAUGGCCUGCCCCACUCCUGGGUUAGCUGGGACUUCUCUCCAUUUCCAUUUUCUCAGAGUGCGUGCUUGAGGAACAAGAUUUAAAGAGCCUCUGCUUUGGAAGGGCUGAGGGCCUGUGGUGGAACGGGAAUCGUGUCAAGCAUUAGGACCACGGCGGGGACGCUUGCACGUGCUCUUGCUGGCGUGGGGACGGUUUGGGACUGGCUGGAAGCGUCUGUGCGCAGGGACCCAGGCUGAGGCAGAGCGUGGCGUCGGUGGGUUGGGCUGCAUGGUCAAGCUGUCCUCGUGUCUGAAUAGAGAAGAAGGUACCAUGUUCUUUACCAGUCGUGGGAUUGCCGUCUCCAUGGUGUCAGGGCAUCUGAAUGUUUGGUGUGGUUUUGUGUGCGCGUGCGUGUGUGUUUUAAAUAUUAAAGUGGAUAAUGAGGUGUUAAGAAAACAAUAAUAGUGAUUUAUAUUCAAACCUGUAUGUGUUUCUUUAUCAACAUAAUCUGUUGAGGACCUUCAUUUUUAAGAUUCAGAAGUGUUCUAAGGUUCAGACACCCAAUUAAUUAAGUGAACAAAAUUGUUGAUGGCGGUGAAACACCGUAGGGAAUGCGGUUCGGAGAGAAGAGGAGGGUGAGGGCGAGUUAUCCUGAUCUUAGUGUGUAGUGUAGGCUUAUUUAAUGGACGGGCUCCCUGCCAGUCUCAGUGGGCGCCUCAAGCUCUGUGGAUUAUUUUUCCUGUUUUGCCUUUUUUUUUUUAAAUCCGUGCUAUCCCAGAGGAAAACCAGUGAAUUACUCCUAGAUCGGCUCUUAUAGAGCGGCCAUCGUAUUCUGUCAAAACACUUGCUUCCAUUUUCAAAGAUAAAAAAAAAAAAUCAUUGGUUA